Prunus avium (sweet cherry) is the source of this 874-nucleotide messenger RNA. The record is from RefSeq and is a predicted model, not a curated record. Lineage: Eukaryota; Viridiplantae; Streptophyta; Magnoliopsida; Rosales; Rosaceae.
CUCACUCACACGAGAAAUAAAAAGGGCCCCUCUCUCUCUUUCUGUGGGGUCAAUCGAAUUCCACCACCCUCUCAAAGCCCUAAUUUCCCUCUCUCUCUUUCUCUCUCUCUGAGUGCCCAAACCCUAAAACCACCACCACAACCACCCAUGGGCUCGGAGAUGGCCCUUGCCCCCCUACGCAACCACGAAGACCCGACCCAUAUUCCCACCGCCCUAGAAACGGCGUCGUCCCAUCAGCACUCCCAGCAAUCCAUACAAUCUCUACAGCCCAAGACACAUAACCAGCUCUCUCAGACCCGAAAGUCCGCGUCUUCCAGGGACCGCCACACCAAAGUCAACGGCCGGGGACGGCGAGCGCUGGUGUCGUCGGCUCAUCAGGCUCACCCGAAUCAGCCGCAUCAGCCGCAUCAGCAGCCGAGCAUUCGGCUGGACUUAUGCCAGCCGGCGGGGUUGGACUACACCGAGUACCGGCAGCACAUGCCGUUCACGUCGUUGCUGCUGCAUCCGGCGGAGAAUGAGGAGGAGGAUGGGCAGCAGGAGGAGGCUUUGUGUCUUGGGGAUGGAUAGAUAAAGAAAAUGAGUGGGGUGUGUGUGUAUAUCAAAGUAGAUAAAGCAAAUAGGAAGCAAGCAAUAGAGGGUGGGGUUGGUUGGGUACAAAAGGUGUAAGGUAUGUGAGUGUUGUGUGUGUUUUGGGGUUUUAAGUUAAGAAGAAGAGAAGAGAGAAUAGGUUUUGGGUAGUUUAGACAAAGGCCCUGCCUUUCUUUAAAAUAUGAUGUUGUUCAUCAAUGGUUUCUUCUGUGUAGUAAGUAGCAAGCAGUCUUGGUCUAGAAUGGGGGAGGAAAGAUUGGGGCUUUAGAGUUUGGCUCUUUAAUCU